This is a messenger RNA of Lucilia cuprina (Australian sheep blowfly), 1509 nucleotides long. RefSeq names its product snRNA-activating protein complex subunit 3 (gene Pbp49). The coding region runs from base 149 to 1453 and encodes 434 amino acids. Gene Ontology annotation, molecular function: core promoter sequence-specific DNA binding; RNA polymerase III type 3 promoter sequence-specific DNA binding; bent DNA binding. Gene Ontology annotation, cellular component: snRNA-activating protein complex. NCBI's taxonomy places the organism in Eukaryota, Metazoa, Arthropoda, Insecta, Diptera, Calliphoridae. Gene Ontology annotation, biological process: snRNA transcription by RNA polymerase III; snRNA transcription by RNA polymerase II. The record is from RefSeq and is a predicted model, not a curated record. The transcript is spliced from 2 exons.
AAAAUGGUGGUAUUGUGUGGUCUUGUUGUUGUUGGUGGUGGCAAAAUCUAAAUGGAAAAAUACACAAACACGCGUUAAUUUUCUUUAUUAAAAAUUAUUUUAUUUGGUUUUGAUUUUACAACAUAAAGUAAUUGUUUUUUUAUUUAAAAUGGAAGAAAUUUUGGGACAGUCUAUGCAAACCCCUAUAAAUCUUAAGGAUUAUCUUUUAAAUUAUAAAAAUACAUUUAAACAGCCCUAUAAUCUGCCUCCUAGUGAUAUAAAUAUAGCAGAAGCCUUACAGCUCUCCGAUGAUGAUGAACAGUUCAAGACAAUUGAGGCAAAUUGUUCUCUAGAUCAUUUAAAACAUCCUAGUGAUCCACGUGUUGCCGAUUUUGUACCUGGCUAUUCUGAAAUACCCCGAAAGACUACUGCCAAUAUAGAUAUAAAAAGUGUGAAACUUAAAACUUUCGAACUAUUAAUAAAACAUAAACAAUGCAAAAAACCAAGUGCAUUUCAACGCUCAAGGGAGUGUUUUACAAUGAUGAAACUGCCAGCAGCAGCAGCUAGAGAAGCUACAGAGCCUAAUAUACUACAACCCGGUGAAGAAAUGAUUGUUUAUGUACGAUUUUAUCGUCCGGCACGUGCCACACAUAUUGGUCGCACUUUGGAAAAGCCAGUAUUUUCGCAGGAAUUUGCUUGUCUGGGCCGGAAUUUCUUAAGUGAAUUGCGUGAUAAAGUUUAUUGCGUUUGUAAUAAUAAACGAUUUUUCGAUGUAAGUGAACAACCCGAGGAGCCUUUACCUACUAAAGAUUCGGAUCCUGGUUUCUUUUUCAUAACCGACACCUUUUAUAAUGACAAACGUAAUCCUCUAAAUAUGGAUUACUCUCAAACCAUACGCAAUUGGGCCAAAAAAGCCAAAGGCUUAAAUAAUCUCGACUUUAAAGUGGCUUGUCUGGAGGAAACACGUUUUAUUGAUCUCACUGUCAGUUUGGGAUUUCCACAACUUUAUAUGCAUCAUGGUAAUUGUGAACAUGUAUUUGUCUUUUCAAAUAUCGAGAUUAUAACAAAUCCAAGUUUACAACUUUUACCCUCCAUAUCCAACUAUCCCUGUGUCUUGACUAUUAGCCGUUUUAAUACCCAAACAUGUAAUAUAUGCGGUAAAAUGAAUUAUGUUUAUGUAGUCCUGGGUAGUAAUCGUCAACUACAGGAUCCCGCCUAUUUGUGUAAACAAUGUUUUAUCUCCUUCCAUUAUGUGGAUGGUAAGAAAAUUGGUGAAUUUGAGGCGUAUCGUUUAAAUGAUGAAAUACAAAGGCCAGGAGUCGACGAUAUGGAAGUAUACAAUGGUGGCGAGGAGGUUCCACAGGAAAAUUUAAAUGAUCAAAUUGAUCAUGAUAAUGAUGAUGAUUCUGAAAACUCUGAAGAAGUUGAUAUUAUUAUAAAAGAGGAAGCAAUUUGUAAUACCGAUGAUAAUUGAUUAUAUGUAUUAAAAAUUAAGAAAACUUCUUAAAAAUUAAAUUAUAUAAAAUCGUU